Molecule: messenger RNA, 8124 nt
Organism: Dunckerocampus dactyliophorus (ringed pipefish)
Lineage: Eukaryota; Metazoa; Chordata; Actinopteri; Syngnathiformes; Syngnathidae
Gene: aff1
Product: AF4/FMR2 family, member 1
Exons: 19
Coding region: 208-3495 (1095 amino acids)
Biological process (GO): regulation of gene expression
Cellular component (GO): nucleus; super elongation complex
Source: RefSeq, a predicted model, not a curated record
GUGGAACAUCCCAGUGGGCAGCCAGUGGACGACCCAAACACUGGCAGCAAAGCAGCGACUACCGAACAUCACAGGGGACGCAGUCUAUUUAUUGGACAUUUUUUUUUCUCGCCGGUAAACGAUGUGACCGAGUGAACUGAGAGUUGUGCGGCCACUGCCAGGAACACAUGACAACUGAGAGCUGGGGAGAGAGAGAGCGGGCUCGCCAUGGCAUCCCAGCCGAGUUUAUAUGAUGAAGAGAGGAAUCGUCUCCGCCUCCAAGCCUGGGAACAGAGGAACCAAGGAACGAGCCAAGUCAAAGAACUCAGCGCUGAGAAUGUCCCUCUUUUUGGGGUGCCAUACAAAACAAACAGAGGUGAUGAGCUUUCCGACAGGAUCCAGAGGAUGUUGGGCAGCUAUGAAGAUGUGAACAAUCCCUCUGAUCCCUCAGUUUACAUAAUCUUCACGCAGCCAACCUCUGAUAAGCCCGGCAAACCUCCCGUCCAAGACCAGACCCAUCACAUAUCCAGCCAAACCAAUACUAUCCCCUCAAGUAACGGUUACCCCUUACAGCCCAUGACAGACGCCCCUACUGCCCCUUCCUCUCCAAACCACCAAAGAGACACAGUGACGUUGCCAAAGGGUUCGUUGGACCAUCUAAUGGGCCAAAAGAAGAAGGAUGAGGCUUCGUCAGAUCUCAGGGAGCACCCUAGCACUCCUCAGGAAAGGUCUGCUCAGUUUCCGGAUGUCAAGCCAUUACCUUUCCUACAUUCCAAUGAUCCCAAAGUCGCACUCGCUAAAGGCACCUUUGAUUCAUGUCAAGAGUCCACAGAACCCCCAUCUGCUGCCACCACCGUGGAUGUUUCCACAUUUAACCUCAAGCAGUCGCCCGCAGAUGCUUCCCAGAUGCAUCAGCCCGGCAAAAGCGGAAACUCACUUCUCUCACAGAACUUCCCUCCGCUUUCCUCGUCCAAGCAGCCCAGCAUAGCCAUGACCCAGAAGCCGACGGCGUAUGUGCGGCCCAUGGACGGUCAGGACCAGAUGCUUAGUGGGUCGCCCAAGUUGAAGCCUUCACCUGAGCCGUACGUACCACUACAGGAGAUCCAUAAGGCCAACCGUGGCAAGACCAAAGUGCUGCCCCAAUAUUUGGAGACAAGGACAGAUGAAGCACUGAGUGUUGAAGACAUCUUGAAGGAGAUGACUCACUCCUGGCCUCCCCUUCUGACCGCCAUACACGUCCCUAACUCUGACGAAGCCCAAGCCAAGGAAGCAGAGCAAGUCUCUUCAUGUCUGGGGCAGAAAUGCCAUGCACUGUCUUCUGGAGAUCCCACCCAUCUCAACGUGCAAAGCUCCUCAUUCCCGCACAAAGAGGGUCACUCCAGUGGCGUGGAAUCUGCAAGUUCCAGCGACUCAGACAGUAGCUCCAGAUCCGAUUCUGACAGUGAGGAGCCUUGCAGGCUGCCACUGAGCAGCUCCAAAACCGAGCCUGAUGCAGCAGCAGCAUCCCAUGGCGACUGGCAGUUGGGGAACUGGAUCCGCUCCAGUCAACAGAACUCCGGCAAUGAAAGCCAAAGUGUCUCAAAAGUCUGCGAGAGUCCCGCUCACGAACCGCCGCAGCCCCUUCAAAGUUCCAAACACUCAAAUGUGGAGACGACCGACCCCGUCGGUGAGUCGAAACCACCAAAAGACUUUGGUGGAAACCUUCCCAAUGUGCAGCCGUCUGUCGAGAGUUCUCAUGAGAGUUUAUGCCAAAAUUCUGCCGCCGACAUGAAUGGUUGUACCAGCUCCAAGAAACAUUCGGGCAUUGCACACAAACCAGCGAAGGAUCACACUGAAGCGGCACACAAUGUAACAUGUGAGGACGCCAUGGUACUCUCUAUCUCAGACAAACCCAAGGUCAAAACGAAAAUGGGACGUUACAAAAAAAGCAGUGACUCUAAAAGCAGCAGUGAGAGGACUUUUAAAGUACCAGACAAAGAGAAGACUGAAUCCAAUCACAGGCCUGAGGUGGUCCAGGUCCAACGUGAUUGUCUGUCUUGUGGCGCCAGACACCCCGACCCCUGCUCCUGCCGCCCCCAAAAUCCCGCCCGUCCCGACCACCCUUCUCCUGCGCCACUAGUCAGAACCAGCUGUAGCAAACCUAACGUAGAAGUCGUCUGUCAUAAAGAGGCCAAAAUGAUUCCCAAAGCACCGUCCUCUACAACCCACAAGUCCAGCAAGAAGUCUGGACGCGUUUCCAAGUCUUCUUUGAACAUCCACAACAGACCUGUUACAUCCCUGCUGGUAAAGAUCGAUCUAAGUCUGCUUUCUAGAGUCCCACAAGUGACACCCAAGAAUGCUGAGAGAACUUUGCACACAUCCGAACACAAGACAGAGGCCCGCAAGCAACCUAAAGCCAGCAAGAAGAGUUUACCUCACAAUGUGGCGGAGUCGGAUGACAGAACUCUUCCCAGGAAGAAGCGGAAGCUGGAGAAAAAGAUGACCUCAUCCAACCAGGAGUCCUCGGUCAAAGUGGAAGGUUGCAGCAACCAAUCAGAUGACCAGAAGCAAAAGAAGGCUAAGAAAAACAGUGUGGAUUUGCUGCAGCACCAAAAAACCAAAGACUCCAAAGUGCACAAAGUGUCUGGCGUAGAGACUCGCAAGGACGCCCCAAAGAGCAGAGACUCGUGCAAGCACAAGAGCAGCCGAACAAGGCACACGCCACAACAGAAGAAGCCAUCUACACAGGCUCCCAAGCAACAACCCCCGAGGCCCUUGCUCCAGUCUGAGGACAGGAAGUAUCCAGUGAAGCACUACAUCAAGGAGGCCAAAAGACUGAAGCACAAAGCAGAUUCAGAGUCCGACAAGCUCAGCAAAGCCUUCAACUACCUUGACGCUGCCAUGUUUUUUGUGGAGAGCGGCAUCGCAAUGGAAAAGGACCCCCGGAUAUCGAUGUCUUCCUACACCAUGUUUGCUGAGACCGUGGAGCUCCUCAAGUUUGUGCUGAAACUUAAAAACUCAGCGGACCCAUCUGCCCCCCCCUCAGAGAAGGACUUUGUAGCAUUAUGUUUGAAGUGCCAGGCUCUCCUGCAGAUGGCGAUGUUUCGCGACAAGCACAAAACUGCACUCAAGUACUCGAAGACGCUCACUGACCACUUCAGUAACUCCACCCUUGAUGCCUCCGCCUUCACCACAAAAGGUCCAGGCACCCCGUCGUCCCCCAUGGCCAGCAUCCCUUCCCCAGCCUGCAGUGCCAGCAAACACGGUGGGUCGGCGGCGGGGCCUGCCAGCGCCACCAUGGCGGUCCCCCUAGCAGUCCAACAGGUGGCGCUGUCCUACAUCAACAUCACAAUGUUAGUCCUCAGCGCUCAUGACCUCUGGGAGCAGGCGGAAGAGAUGGCGAGCAAAGGCAGCGGUGUUCUAGCAGAGCUGGAUGCCCUCAUGGGCCCCGUGAGCCUGACUUCCUGUGUAAGCGCCAUGGUGCGUUACACCAGACAGGGUGUUUUGUGGCUGCGGACGGACAGCCAAAAAAACUAACAAAUGGCUGCUAAGGUACACAGACACCUCACCCCCAAAAGCGCCCACAACCCCGCAGUGGGUCACCUGCUGCUGAUGAACUCUGGAGGUCAUAAACACUUGAUUAUAUCCAUCUAAUUGCACUAAAGCAGGGCUGAAGUCACAGAAUGCUUUUACAAUCAGGCCUAAAAUCAUCAUCAUUUGUUUGUACUGUUACUUCUAAGACCCACAUUUAUCAUGAACUUUAUCACCUUUUUUUUUUUUUAUCACAAACUGUGAGGAACGCAACUAACAUUUCAAUCAAGCAUAUCUUUCCUUUUUAAAGCAGAAUCAUGCACGCUUUUGAAAGAAAGUGCCUUUCGUCUGUCAGUUAUACAUUUCCUUCUCUCCAAAAUUGUUGUUGUUCCCAAUCAGGUUUCGAGUUGUGUCAAUCAUGUUUGUCAGGGCAAUUUUUUAUUUUUAUUUUUUAUUUAUUGAGGUUAUCGUUAUUUUUUUCUACAAAAAGUGCACUUUUCCUUUGCCGAGUUUGCAGGAACCCAUCAUAGCUGUGGCUGGAUUUAUUUUCCACACCUUAUUUUUUUAGGUCGUGGAUGAGAUAAGUUGCACCCCUCAAGCCUCAUAGGAAUAUUGUAGCAAACUGCAGUCACGUUUCUUGGCCGUUUUGUCUCGCAAGAUGUGGGAGUGUAAGAAAUGCGAAAAAGUACUUACUGGAUGUCGGUGCGCACUUUCCGGCAAAACGAGCAUGUUAAUUCAUUUGAAUUUUUAAUUCCAAAUUACAAAGCAUGACUUUUGUUGGCUUAUCACUCAAAUGGGUAGAAAUGAUCAAUGUGAAAAGAAACAUUUCUUUAAACAGUUGCGCAUAAAAUGAGCAAAUAUCGUUAAAGAAAAAAAAACAGCCCAGUUGUUUUUGAUGUUGGCAAAUUUAAGUUGGUGUGUGUAAUGAAAGGAGCAAAGAGUGAUUAAUUGGAAACCUUUAUUUUUCCCCAAACAACAUUUUUUUUACAGUAUUAAAAACUGUCACCAUCUUAACUUCAACUUGUUUUUCUUUGUCUAACCUGUGGAUUCGUAAAUGAACGACUCCGUGAUCGGUUUUGUGGAAUAUGUCCAGAUUUUCUGUUGUAGUGUUCAGAGAUCAAUAAACACUGGAAAUGACUUGGUUUUUACAUUUUUAUUUUAAUCAAAGGGAUCAGAUUAGGGCUUUGUACAGGGUUUUGUAGAUCAAAUAUGAACUGGAAAGUAUCAACAAAAAAAUAUAUAUUGUAGGGAAAUGAAUUCUUACUUUAACAUAUUUACAAUAAAUCUCAUUCAGACUCCAGUUACGUGUCAGACUAUCCCUCAAAGUUUGGGUUGGCAAACGCAGGCUGCAGAAGGAGAGUGAUCUAUUAGUACCACCUUUCGUUAAAAAAAAAAAAUCUUUUCAUCCGGCCGCUACUUACCACAUUGAUGUUACUGGCUGAUCGCGUCGACAGGCUCAGACUGCUCAACUUGUACCCUUGCACACUGAAUAUGUAGAAAAGCAGUCCGCCUAGUAGGCUGAUGAUCACAACAGCUCCGAUGAUGGCGCCUGCAAUAACGCCUCCAUCUGAUCAUAGAGAUGACAAAUGUAAGAUUUUAACCGCAGUACUACGUAUUGCUAACCAAAUACCUCACUGACGGCAUCAACCAAAUGUUGUAAAGGCAGCUUUCGUAGAGUGAAAUGUAAGCAAGAUGAAAUACCAAAAAUCAAGGUCAAAAAUACAGUGGAACCUUGGUUAACGUCAUUAAUUUGUUCUGAAAUGGACACUAACCAAAUCAUUUUUUCCCCCAUAAGAAAUAAUGUAAAUCCAAUUCAUCUGUUUCAGAAAGCCAAAAAUGUUAACACAGAACAUGUUUUUACAGUUUUACAAUUAUAGUUUGACAUGCAGAAAACAAUUUGAAAUGAAUUUAAUUACAGAUGGUUCGAAUCUCCGUUGGGCAUCUCUGUGUGGAGUUUGCAUGUUCUCCCCGUGCAUGUGUGGGUUUUCUCCGGGUACUCCGGUUUCCUCCCACAUUCCAAAAACAUGCAUGUUAGGUUAAUUGGCGACUCUAAAUUGUCCUUAGGUAUGAAUGUGAGUGUGAAUGGUUGUUUGUCUAUAUGUGCCCUGCGAUUGGCUGGAGACCAGUCCAGCGUGUACUCUGCCUCUCGCCAGAAGUCAGCUGGGAUAGGCUCCAGCAUGCCCCGUGAUCCUAAUGAGGAUAAGCAGCAUAGAAAAUGGAUGGAUGGAUAAUUACAAAUAAAUGAGAAAUUAAGGCUAUAAAUGAUUUAAGGUUACUUUCACCUUCUUUGAACACGUGAUUCUUGACGUGAUUGUCCCCAAAGACAAGAUGUGGCAGCGAGAUCAGCCACCACCACCAUCCUGUUCUGACAUGAGUUGCUUCUUUAAUUCAGUAGUGCUUCUCCCCUCAAUGCUGUAACCCAAAAUGGAGCCAAAGAAAGCUAAUUUGAAGUUCUUAAUUGCCAACGUGUAAUGGGAGAACUUUGAGACGCGCUGGCCGAGAUAAAAUGUUAGUUAUUUAAUUUUGAUGAAAUGAUGGACAAUUAACAAACCAAGAAUCAAGCUUAUUUGUUGUUCUAAACAUAAUUAAGGUGUUUUUACUCACUUUUUUUGACUCUCCAACAAGAUUAUGCUUUUUUUCCCCAGCAUUUUACAACAUCAAAUGCAAAUGGUUGCAAAUUAGACGAUGACGUCAUCUAGCGACUUCUAUGACAGCCGAUAGCUACUUUUCUUACUGAGACAUUGGCAACAGUGGUUCCGGUUGCCAUUUUGUUAGCUAGCUAAUAGAAUGCUAACAAGGAAGGACGUUCUUGAUGUAUUAAUAUAUAUUAAGAAUACAGAUGGUGUAUUAAUAACACAAAAAGACGCACAACAUAUUGUGCGCAAACUGGGGAAUGCAGACAAAUCUAGGCAAAAUUGUGUCGUAAAUUUUUUUUUUUUACCAAAAAACACGCUAACUGGGGCGGACGCUAACUGAGGUUCCACUGUACUUAUUUUAACUGACAACAUUUUUUGGAUUUUUUUUUUUACAGGCGCUUUCUAUGUUUAGGCGAAUUUGCUGAGCUAAGUAUCAGAUUUUAGUACAUAUUACUUAAAAUAAGCAAAGUAAUCAAACGCAACAGAAAAUGGGACUUGGCAUAAGUCUUGAAACAAGGAAAAUAAAAUGCCACUUUGGCAGGUCAAAUUUUCUUCUUCUGUUGGCUCAUUUUUCUCAGAUUUUAGUAUGCACAGUAGAAAAUUAGAAAAAUAUCAGUAUCAGACGAAUCAAAUAUUAGUUGCGAAUAAGUAUUUUCGACCUUGAUUUCAGGUAUUUUCUUGAGUUUCAGUUUUUGCAGUGUCUUAAGCUGUGCAAGUGUAUCUAAAUGUGUUGAAUUCUGUUGAACUCUCACAGUACUGUAUCUGUACUGUACUGUGAUUGAAAGAAGAUGUCCCACUCACAGUCGGCACCUGGUCCGUCGGUAGGGAAAAUGGGGUUUCCGCCAUCAUCUGUUGUAUAGUCUGACAAAAAAAAAAAGAUUCAAAGGGAGAAAGCGCUCAAGUGUUUGACAGGAUGUACAUAAAGUACACUGGGCUUUAGAAAGGAAUGCUUACACUGCCGAUGGCGGCACACAAAGCCUCUCUUCUGCAGGCAGUCGUUGUCGUUCCAACGUCCGUCGGGGUACAUCUCCACGCAGUUCUCCUCGGCCACUUCACCCGGGUGAAAUGCUGCGUUGGGCUCACCGGGAGCCCAGUUUAGGAAGCCCAAAGCUGUCUGGUCUGUCCAGGCCCAGCCAACUACAACCACACUGAAAAGGUAAGUGCACAUGUCCAAGACCUGAAUGGUAGUUAAGUUGGUUUGCUCACAGUUGCGGUCCCUGGUGAGGCCGAUCCAGAGGUUGUGAUAUUUGGUAUGGUUUAGGCUCCUAAUAAACUCUACUUCCGCCCUGCUGUGGAUAGACACCAUCUCAGUCUUGGCUGAUUCGCAGUAAUGGCGUGAGUCAGGCCAGGAGAAGCCCUGCUGCUCGUUGUACACGUAGUAACAGUAGCGUCCAUAUGGGAUCCAGAACGGGAAACACUUCCCAUCACCGGGAGCGGGAGUUGGUGGUGGUUUCUCUGGAAGAAGAUAUGAUUUGUGAUUUUUGGAUCAAUGCAAAGAAAUAAUCAUGAUGAGUGAAGAAGGGCUUGAUACCGGAGGAGAUUUUACAGAUGUAGGGUUUGGCUUCAUCACACUUUGUGUCGUUCCAGGUGCCGUGAAACACUGGUGAGCCGCGCAUGCUCACGCACCCCUCAUCCUUCAGGUUGUCGGGCUCUCCGGGCCCCCAAUGAGUAAAGAAUACUGGCCAGUCGUCUAUCCAUGCAAAGGCGCCACCAUCCUGCGAGACCAUGUUGCAUGAAAGUAAACAAUCUGUCUUUCAUCCAAAAACGUGUGUAUUGCCACCAAACCAGCACCUUGAGCCUCAGUCCUAUCCAGGCAUCCCCUCUGCCCUGCAGAACCACCCCAGCAACAAAGGCCUGGUCGUAGCUCAUGUCGAUGCUGGCCAGGUUUCCACCUUGCUGCUGGCAGGCUGCCUGGGCUGCAGCCCAGGUCUCAGGCUCUUCCACCAGCUUGUAGCAGUUCAGGUACCAGGAUAUGUAGCCAGCGGGGCAAGGGCUGCUU